Messenger RNA from Echinostoma caproni, 339 nucleotides. The record is from the annotation of a GenBank genome assembly. NCBI's taxonomy places the organism in Eukaryota, Metazoa, Platyhelminthes, Trematoda, Plagiorchiida, Echinostomatidae.
AUGGACCCCAGCGUUGUUUCGGUCAAAGCAGCGAAGAAGGCCUCGAAGGCCAAGGUACCGAAGGUUGACACGAAGAAGCGCCGGAGGAAGGAGAGCUACGCAACCUACAUCUACAAGCUGUUGUCUCAGGUUCAUCCCGACACCGGAAUCUCCACGAAAACCAUGUCUAUCAUGACCUCGUUCGUCAAUGACAUUUUUGAGUGUAUUGCCAGUCCAAACUACUUGCUCACCACAACAAGCGCUCGACCAUCACGGGUAGAGAAAUCCAAACUGCAGUUCGGUUUCUGUUGCCCGAGGAUCUGGCCAAGCAUGCUGUCUCCGAGGGUACCAAGACGGUGA